GAGAGAGAGAGAGAGAGAGAGAGAGAGGGGUGUAGCUCAACAGGUGUAUAGGUGUAACAGGUUAAGCUGAGCCUUCUUUUUUUCUAAAGAGCUAUCAUUAUGGCAUGGGCUUGACAAACCAACACGUUAUCAAACUGAAAGGAUUUGAUUUGACUUUAUAAGCAGUUUAAACGCUAACAUUUCUCACCCAGGACGGGACUUUGGGAGGGAUUAAGGAUGGAGUCAUGAGUCUGCCUCAGUGCUACAUGCAUGACUGUUUAGGAUACCUUCUGGACUGAUGAUCUUUAUUUCAACGCUGAUAUUGUCCCAGCUUGUGCACAGUUAACAGUAUCUGCCGAGGAGAAUGACAUCUCUGCUGAACACACUGUCUCUGUGUCUCUGUGUCCUCCGGAUCUGUGUGAUACAGGGAGACGUUGUGGAUCCUCCUACAGUAGAACCCAUCCUCUCUUUGUCAGAGAAGGAGACCGUCCUUCCCUGCCGCUACCAACUGUUGCCUGGCGACACCGUGGUGCAGGUCACAUGGUACAAGGAGAAGCCAGAUGCCACCAAGGACCAGAUCGUCACUGCACACCACACUAAUGGACAGACAGUGUUUGGAGCGUGGUCUCAACGCGUGCGCUUUCAAAGCAGUGAACCCACCGUGGACUCGUCUCUGGUCAUCAUGAGCACCGAGGUCUCAGAUGAGGGGAAAUACCUGUGCCGCAUCGUCACCUAUCCCUCCGGAAACUUUGACACAGAGAUGUCACUCACCGUGUGGACCAUUCCCAUCUCCUCCCUGGACCCUGUGAUCCUGGUGGAGGGCCAGUCCUACCGGCAGGCCGCUUCCUGUCGCUCUGUGGCCCGCCCGCCCCCCCGCCUCUCCUGGGAAACCGACCUGAAUGGCCAGUCCACCAAUCGCUCCUCCGACAACGGGGCCGUCACCUCGCACUACUCCCUGCACCCCCUCAGGAGCAUGAAUGGCAAGAAGCUGGACUGUAUAGUGUGGCAUCCGACUCUAAAGGGCACCCGCAGGAUCAGAAACAAGCUGGUGGUGCACUACCCUCCGGAUGCAGAGGUGUCUGGCUUCGCUGGAGACUGGUUGAUGGGUUUGGAGAAUGCUGCCCUGAGGUGUGUGAGCGGAGGAAACCCCAAACCACACAGCUUCACCUGGCUCAGAGUUGGGGGAGAGUUACCGGAGGGAGUUAUCCUCCACCUUAAUGGAACACUAGUUUUUGGACGACCCCUUAGCCCGUCAGAUAAAGGCACCUACCAGUGUGUGGCGAAGAACGACGUGGGAGUAGGGACGGCGGAGGUGGAGAUUAUUGUGGGAGACUCCCGCCAGGAGCUGAGCUUGUUUGAGAAAAUGCCAAUGAUCUUCAUCGGGGGCGCGGCGGGGGGGCUGCUGAUCCUGAUGCUUAUCGUCAUCAUCUGUGUCACUUGUCAUCACAAACGGAAGAACAGGAAGCUGGAGAGGGAGCUGACUCAGAAGAAGGAGGAAAUAAACACUCUGGCGAGGGUUGCUUCUAUCAGGAGGAUGAACUCUGUCAGCACAGAUGCCAGAGGAGCGACGGAGGAAAACAUCCCUCUGAGGGUGGAGGCGACCCUAAGGAACAGCCUGUCUUCCCUCGGGGAGCAGGCCCACUGCCGUGACAGCCGCUCGACUAUCUCUAUUGGACAGAGUGGAAUGGGAGCGUACGACUAUCUGGGCAGACCAGUCCUAAACAACAACUCUCGGAGGGGAAGAGAAAGGACUCUGGAUAGAGACGAGGAGAACCGACUCAGAGUGGAGUCAUAUGUGAGAAACAGCAGUAUUUCUUUACAGGAAACUCGAUUCCACCCUCCUCUCACGCCUUCAGCCUUCCCAAUCCUUCAGUCCACUGAGAUUGUGAGACAGCUGAACGGCAGCGCCAUCAUCCCACCAGACGGGGGUUCACGGACAGGAAGUGUCUCCAAAAACCACCUGCACCCUCCUCCGAACUACAACUACCCUCAGGUAAUAGAUGAUGAGGAUGAAGUGGACGAAGGUUUGGGAGGUCCUGCCAGUCAGGAGCACCCCGAUGACCAAGACAGCGAGACAAACAGCUCCCAGGUGUCCGAGGCCCACAGUGCUCUCUAUCAGCAGACUAACGGCACAAUCAGACCUAAACCCAGGCCCACUGGGAUCAGUCCCCAUGCCUCCCUGAUCCACAAGGCCCAGAUAGUUUAGCAGGCAGCUGGGAAUGAACAUGUGGAACUACAAGACUUGUCAGCUCUGGUCUUGGAACAGAUUCAAAGGCACAAUCCUGAGAAACAACAUCUGCAUCUUGACUACAAUGCUGCUUCUUCUAUUGUGCAUGGUGCAAUACAAUAAACUCUUAAGAGGAAUUCUUUGCAGCAUCUACUGGACAUAUCGGAUUGCUGCCUGAUGUUUGGUGAUCAGCAAGUGUGUUCCUGGAACUAUUGGCACAAACAAAGACUAUGUCGCAAUAUUUCGCAGACAAUAUUUUGUGUUCCCAUUUCGCAAUACAGCAUCUGGUGCUCUAUGACGGACAGGUGAUUGCAGUUGACAUACCUUUGAGGGGGAUGUUAAAAGAACUCAAGGACAUGUACAGUAGAACAAAUAAAUAAGGAAAUGCAAGAGAAGUAGAGGAGGCCGUGGGGAAGUUGGUAAAUCAGAAGAUUGCAACACUUCUGUAUGUAGGGUUGUUGAUGCCAUAGUGGUGCUCAGUGUGUCACUAACCCUGCCUGGGUUAAGUUUCCUUACACAACACACACGGUUUGGGAGCUGAUCCACACCAUGGGGUUGUUCCUUCUUUGCCACACCUGCACCAUGCAUACCUCCUAAUUGUCUUGGAUGUCAUUAAGUCAAAACAUGACUUAUUAAUGUGGUGAUUUGGUGACCUGUAAAUCUGUACAAAAAUGCAAAUAAAUUCUGAUACGAUUUUUUAAAAAUACGUUUUAAAUUUAAAUCAUCUGUACAGUAAAUAAGCAAACACAAAUAGCAGAUCAAUAACCAGUACAACCUGCUCCUGAUCCAAGUUGAGAGCUGGAACAGCUGCUAUGUUUUUGUAAAAUCCAUUUUUUAUUCUUCAACCGAGUGUGCUUUAGAUGAGCAAUAGUAGAUACAUUUUGUAAAUAUUGGACUCUGUUACAACCCUGACAUGGGAAGAAAUGUGCCAAAGGGAAAGUAUAGAACAAUCUAUUUGCUUAAUUGGCAAAUAUGAAGUAUUAUUUGUUUCUUCACGUAUAUGUAUUACAUUGUUAUGUUUAGUUUAUUUUACCUUAAGAAUUUGAGACCGUUUGUUGCAAAAACAAUGUGCCAUAUAUUAUUUGCUCACACCUGAUAUAGGUUAAAGCAAAUGAAUGGUGUUAUGUGUGAAUGUAGGCUGUAUUUGUAGUGAACAUUGCCCCCUGAUGUGUACUGCUGGGAAGUGCAGGGAGCUGAAUGAGCCUACUGCUAAACUACAGAACUAUGAAAAGACUCUGCAUUGCACUGUGAUUGUGAGAAAUGAUCUUCCUGGUCACUUGCCUGGACAUUUGUUUAUUUUAAGGGCUAUGUUUGGGUAUCAGAUUGUAUUGAGGGGUUGAAAUAAAUGUGCAUUUUUUGUAUGAUGUUGAUGGUCAAAGAUUGUUUGGAUCAUAUACAUGUGCAUUUACACUGAUAUUUAUUCUAGUUUUGGGGGAAAUUGGAUUUAGUUUGGGAUUGAACUGCAAAGGACUAAAUGAGCAGUAUUCACAGGUUUCCAACUCAUGAUGCACAGUCUAUCUAUUCCCUCAUUGUCAUGUGAUGCUUGGUGUGAUGUUUGUGCUGCUAAUUAAUUAAAGAAAAGAGCAACAUG
This is a messenger RNA of Gymnodraco acuticeps, 3797 nucleotides long. RefSeq names its product nectin cell adhesion molecule 4a (gene nectin4a). The record is from RefSeq and is a predicted model, not a curated record. Gene Ontology annotation, biological process: heterophilic cell-cell adhesion; homophilic cell-cell adhesion. Gene Ontology annotation, cellular component: adherens junction. The transcript has 11 exons. NCBI's taxonomy places the organism in Eukaryota, Metazoa, Chordata, Actinopteri, Perciformes, Bathydraconidae. The coding region runs from base 344 to 2185 and encodes 613 amino acids.